Messenger RNA from Aspergillus ruber CBS 135680, 2469 nucleotides. RefSeq names its product putative hexokinase. The transcript has 8 exons. Gene Ontology annotation, biological process: glycolytic process; glucose 6-phosphate metabolic process; intracellular glucose homeostasis. NCBI's taxonomy places the organism in Eukaryota, Fungi, Ascomycota, Eurotiomycetes, Eurotiales, Aspergillaceae. Gene Ontology annotation, cellular component: checkpoint clamp complex; mitochondrion; cytosol. Bases 1 to 2469 code for a protein of 822 amino acids. The record is from RefSeq and is a predicted model, not a curated record. Gene Ontology annotation, molecular function: ATP binding; D-glucose binding; fructokinase activity.
AUGCAAUUUCAAAGGUUCCCAUACCCCCCAAGUCUCCCAGCCGAGGUCCCCGAAGACCUGCUGCCCAAGCUCAGCGAACUCCGCGAUGAAUUCGGCACCGACAAAGACCACCUGAAGCACGUUACCGACCACUUUGUCAAAGAACUUGAACGAGGUCUGACGGAGGAAGGCGGCGAUAUUCCUAUGAAUAUCACCUGGGUAACCGACUUCCCAACCGGCCAUGAACGAGGGAAAUUCCUAACCCUCGACCUCGGCGGCACAAACCUCCGCGUUUGCAAGGUUAGUUUGUCUGCGGCAAAGGGUGAUUUUGCAGCCACGCAGCGGAAAUACAAACUGCCCGGGAACUUGCGGUCAGCGCCGGUGAUAGAGCUGUGGGAUUUUAUCGCGGAAUGUGUGCAUUUGUUUCAUGAAGAGCAUCACAGUGAGUGGCCGCCAGGUGAAAAGCUGCCGUUGGCAUUCACCUUUUCAUAUCCCGUUUUGCAAACAUCCAUCAAAGAGGGCAUCCUCCAACGAUGGACCAAGGACUAUAAUUGUCCAGGAGCGGAGGGCAAUGACAUCGUCGCGCAGCUGGCGGCGUCAAUGAGCAAGAAGCAAGUACCCGUUGAAAUCGUAGCGCUAGUCAACGACACAACAGGAACCCUGAUCGCAACCGCCUACCGCGACCCCAGUGUUUGCAUUGGCAGCAUCUUCAGCACAGGCUGCAACUCAGCCUACAUGGAAGUAUGCAGCGCAGUCCCCAAGCUCAAACACGCAGGCCUAUCCCCAAAUAGCAAAAUCGCAAUCAACACCGAAUGCGGUGCGUUCGACAACUCCUGCAAGGUCCUACGCCGCACGCGCUUUGAUAAGGACAUCGACGUGUGUUCUCCACGCCAGGGCCAGCAAUUGUACGAAAAGAUGGUAGCAGGCCGGUACCUCGGCGAGAUUGUCCGUCGAGUCCUCCUAGAACUCCACAAUAUGCACGGUCUCUUCAAGGACCAAGACACCUCCAAGCUCAACACGCCUCACAUUCUAGAAGCAUCUUUCCUCUCCAACGUAGAAGAAGACAACUCACAUCUCCGCGAGGGCGUGCAAAGCCUCCUCAAAGAACGCCUGGGCAUCGAAUCCAAAGUUCCCGAACGCCGAAUCACCCGCUUCCUCGUGGAAGUCGUCGGGACACGCUCCGCCCGUCUAUACGCCUGCGGGAUCGCGGCGAUCUGUAAGAAAAGGAAUAUCAAAACAGGUGUGGUUGGCGUCGACGGGGCCACGUUUAACUAUUACACGCGGUUCCGGCUGAGAGUUGCGCAGGCGAUGCGGGAUAUCAUGGAUUGGCCGGAUGAUAUUCAGGAUCCGAUUAGUUUUGAUGUCUCGGAGGAUGGGUCGGGGGUUGGGGCGGCGUUGAUUGCGGCGUUGGCUAUGGGGGAGGCUCAGCCGGAGGUACCGACUGAAUUAACAGCCUCCUUAACCUCCCUCGGUAAAGUCUGCUGGCUGCGCCUGGAAGACUCCAUCGUUCGCUUCACCAUCAUUCCCGACCAAGGAACACAAGUCUGGGCCCAGUUACCAGUCGAUUGCAUCUUCGAACCAACUACCUACACCCUCGAAUCCAACUCCGGCGUCAUAAACCUCGAAGUGCCCAUCGGAGCACUACACCGCGCACUACGGUCCGCGAACGGUGCGAAUUCUGCGCAGAUACGGCUUACGAAGAAGGGGAAUGUUCCGUUGCUUGCGUUGACGAUUAUAUCGUCGAGUUGGACGACGGGAUCCAAUGCUAUUGGUGCUGGGAAUGAAGAGGAUGAGGGUUUGUUUCCUGAUGAGGGGUUUGAGAGAGCAGGGGGAGGGACGGGGCCUAGGGAGCGAGAGACUGUCAUUUCGCAGGAGGUGCCGGUAAAGGUUCUACAUGAAUCGGCCGUUGAAGGGCUGCAUGAACCGCGGUGCCGCGAUCCAGACGUCCACAUCAUCUUACCCAGCCUGAUACACUUGAAGAGUAUCUCAGAGCGCUUCACAAAAUUAGCCACCAUCGACACCAAAACACCCUCUACCACUUCCACCACCACAACAAAUCUGACCCAAUUCCACCCCUCCUCCGCUAGCCCAACAACAACAGCUCCCAAUAGCACCACAGCAAGUCCCAAACUCGAACUCUCCGCAAACAUGCACGGCUCCCUAAAACUCGCCAUCGCAAGCGACUCCCUCCGUAUCUCCAGCGUCUGGACAGAUCUUGUGAAUCCCGCGCUUGAUCCGGCUCAGUUAUCGCAGGGCGAGAUGCAUGAGUUGCCUAGUGAGCGGAUGAGGAGACUUGGUGAGGAGGGGUGGGCUAAGGUGCGAAUUGAUGGGAGGGAUUGGGGGAGGGUAUUGAGUGUUGGGAGGUUGAGUCCGAAGGUUGUUGCUUGUUUUAUUAACGAGACGGCACUGGUGCUGUAUGUCUAUUUACCGGAGAGUUGGAAUGGGGAGGAUUCGUGUUUAACUUAUUACAUCAAUUCAUAUUCCACCUAA